Molecule: messenger RNA, 573 nt
Organism: Drosophila miranda
Lineage: Eukaryota; Metazoa; Arthropoda; Insecta; Diptera; Drosophilidae
Exons: 3
Coding region: 1-558 (185 amino acids)
Source: RefSeq, a predicted model, not a curated record
AUGCCUUCGAAUGCGGAUCCUAAGUGCAGCAAGCCGGGGCUUAGGGAAGUUUACUUAACGAAUCUCCGUGAAUCUCCGGCCCUGAACGCCGCGCCCGUCGCCUAUCCGGGCUCCCCCUUGCACCUCAACGUGGAGUUCUGUGCCAAUCCGCCGGCCCAUGCCGCCCGCUGGCUGCACGGCGAUCGCGUCUUCACGCCCGGCAACCAGUACGGCAGCACCGUUCUGGCCUACUCCGUGAAGGAUCUGCCCACGCCCUACUGCAAGGAGGCGCGCCUCACCUACGUCAGCAUGCACGAGCGGGUGCCCCGCACCUUCUACUUCAUUGUCUCGUCGCCGGGUGGCGUGGCCGAGGCCGUCUUCAAUGUGAACUUCACCAAGCGCCACCGCACGAUGUCCAAUGCCAUCGACGACGACGAGGAGGAGGAGCUCAACCGACCCGAGCAGAUCCACUUUCCCGUGUUCAACAGCAACACCGCCACCCCCGCCACAGGCCGAGGCGUAGGACAAGCCCUAGCUGUGGCUCUGGCUCUGGCUCUGUCUCUGAUCUGUUGCCAUUAACUUUAAGUGGUGGGC